UGGAUUGCUCGGUACUCGAUUGGUUCUCUACUCAGAAAAGCAUGGCGGUUCUAGUGGAAGCCGGUUCUGUGGGUCAAUUCGAGGAGCUACUGCAGAAAAGCGGGAAGUCGCUCCUAGUGGUGCAUUUUUGGGCGCCAUGGGCUCCUCAAUGUUCCCAAAUGAACGAGGUUAUGUCAGAACUGGCAAAAGAACAUUCUCAGGUCACAUUCGUAAAGCUUGAAGCAGAAGCCGUUCCAGAAGUGUCAGAAAAGUAUGAAAUUACCUCAGUGCCAACAUUUUUGUUUUUUAAGAACUUGCAGAAAAUUGACAGAUUAGAUGGAGCCCAUGCACCCGAACUGACCAAGAGGGUCCAACGACAUGCGUCAAGCACUUCUUUUCCUGCCAGCACCAACAAUGCCACCAAGGAGGAUCUGAAUGUGAAACUGAAAAAGCUGAUCAGUGCUGCUCCGUGUAUGUUGUUUAUUAAAGGGUCUCCACAGGAUCCUAAAUGUGGCUUCAGUAGACAAAUUGUGGACAUCCUUAACAAGCACAAGAUCAAGUUCAGCAGUUUUGAUAUAUUGUCUGACGAGGAAGUGCGUCAGGGUCUAAAAACAUUUUCCAAUUGGCCUACGUAUCCUCAGCUGUACGUCAAUGGAGAACUAGUGGGAGGACUGGAUAUUGUAAAAGAGCUUGUGGAGUCUGGGGAGUUGGAUAAAAUGUGUCCAAAAGCACAGACUUUAGAGGACAGAUUAAAAGCUCUUCUGAAUAAAGCCCAGGUUAUGCUCUUUAUAAAAGGCAACAAGCAGAUGGCCAAGUGUGGAUUUAGCAGACAGAUCCUAGAAAUGAUGAAUAACACAAAUGUUGAAUAUGAAACAUUUGACAUACUGGAGGACGAAGAAGUGCGGCAGGGAUUAAAAAGCUACUCUAACUGGCCGACAUAUCCUCAGCUUUAUGUAAAGGGAGAGCUCAUUGGGGGUUUGGACAUUGUUAAGGAGUUGAAAGAAAAUGGGGAACUGGUUUCUGUUCUAAAAGGUGAACAAUAGCGUAUUAUGAUGGUAUUGAUGGGAUGAAACAGCCACCACAGAACAAAAGGAAUAUCUUGAAGUAUCUUGACCCUUCACCCCGGACUUGCAGUGAACGUUCUUGUUCACACUUUAUUAGAAGGUCACAAUAUACAAAUAUGAUUCAGUUUGAUGCUUGGGAACAAUGUAUUAUUCUCCUUAGAUUCUGUGGAAUCUACGUAAUAUUAAAUGGCUGAAAUCUUUUAAUUUAAUAAACAUUGUUACACCCAU
Bombina bombina (fire-bellied toad) is the source of this 1271-nucleotide messenger RNA. RefSeq names its product glutaredoxin 3 (gene GLRX3). The transcript has 11 exons. NCBI's taxonomy places the organism in Eukaryota, Metazoa, Chordata, Amphibia, Anura, Bombinatoridae. Bases 42 to 1022 code for a protein of 326 amino acids. The record is from RefSeq and is a predicted model, not a curated record.